AGAAGAGAUGUUGCUACUGAUGGAGAUAAUGGAGUAUAUAUACCUUAUUUGAUUGAUGAAAGAGGAUUGUCAGUCAACGAGUUUUACUGGCCACAGGAUGAAAAUUUGAAAGUAAAUGAUUCAGUAUCCGGUAUCGAUCGGGCUAAAAGAAUCCAGUCUCUCUCGGUAACAAAUUCGUUAGAUGUAUUGAGACAGCGUGUCCUAUUGGAACUGGCACGUCGAAAAGCUUUGCAGGAUCAACAGCAGAUAGACGCUAAUCGUCGUUACUUGGAUAACAUUGGUAAACGUUCAAAUCAAUAUCUCAAAAUGGAUUAUUUACCCCAAAUGUUGGAAACAAAAAAUAUUGCCCGGAUUUUUGAUCAUCAAUUUGCUGACCAGCCGGAGCAAAACUAUUACACAGCUAAAAAUCCCCUGGAAUCUACUCUCGAUUGGUACAACAACAACAAUAAUAAUGCAAAUGAUGUUACAAAUCAGUACAAUGUCAACGAUCAAUUACGAAAGAUAAAGAAGAUUAAUAAAAUUCGUUUAUUGUAACGCGAGUGAAACAAUUGGUCACCGAGUACAAUUUUAUCCCUCCGCUUGUAAUUAUAAUUGUCCAUAUUAAAUUUUA
Messenger RNA from Microplitis demolitor, 610 nucleotides. RefSeq lists its product as uncharacterized. The record is from RefSeq and is a predicted model, not a curated record. The annotation marks the transcript as partial. The transcript has 3 exons. Gene Ontology annotation, molecular function: hormone activity. Gene Ontology annotation, cellular component: extracellular region. Lineage: Eukaryota; Metazoa; Arthropoda; Insecta; Hymenoptera; Braconidae.